Messenger RNA from Staurois parvus, 2271 nucleotides. The record is from the annotation of a GenBank genome assembly. NCBI's taxonomy places the organism in Eukaryota, Metazoa, Chordata, Amphibia, Anura, Ranidae.
AUGUCAAUCAGGAUGACUAUUACCAGUUUGUGGACACUUGGAAGCAGGAGUGGGAGAAGUGUUCAAGUUCCAGCUAAUCCAGAUACUAUCCCACAACCUUCUCUCAGGGUCAUUGCCGAUAAGGUAAAAGAGGUGCUGUACUCACGCCCACGAAAGUACAUCCAUUGCUCAAGCCAGGAGCCGUCGGAACCAGGAUAUGUAAACAUUCUGGAGCUAGCAGAAAGCAUGUGUCGGUAUGACCUUGAUGAUAUGGAUCUCUUUUGGCUUCAAGAGUGCAACCUUGAACUUGUAGACAUGGGUUGCACUCCAGUGGAUGAGAACACUAUGGAGAAGACAUUAGAGGUUCUGGAACGUCAUUGCCAUGAAAACAUGAAUCAUGCAAUAGAGACGGAGGAGGGUCUGGGCAUAGAGUAUGAUGAGGAUGUCAUCUGUGAUGUUUGCCGCUCCCCAGACAGUGAGGAGGGCAAUGAAAUGGUGUUCUGUGAUAGCUGCAACAUAUGUGUGCACCAGGCAUGUUAUGGCAUCCUGAAGGUCCCAGAAGGCAGCUGGCUGUGUCGAACGUGUGUUUUAGGUAUUCACCCACAGUGUAUUUUGUGCCCAAAGAGAGGUGGAGCCAUGAAAGCUACAAGAACUGGUACGAAAUGGGCACAUGUAAGCUGUGCUCUCUGGAUACCAGAGGUGAGCAUUGCUUGCCCUGAAAGGAUGGAGCCAAUUACUAAGGUUUCUCACAUCCCUCCCAGUCGCUGGGCAUUGGUCUGUAGUCUCUGUAAACUGAAGACCGGAGCAUGCAUACAAUGUUCAGUUAAGAGCUGCAUAACAGCAUUUCAUGUUACUUGCGCCUUUGAACACACUCUGGAUAUGAAGACAAUUUUAGAUGAAGGAGACGAAGUUAAGUUCAAGUCCUACUGCUUGAAGCACAGCAAGAACAAGCUUUGCUCUGAAGGGGAGCAGGAAGAUUGUCACAAACCAGCCAUUGACAACAGACAGAGUGAGAGUGAGAAAACUAGCCUCCGUGCCCAGAAACUAAAGGAGUUGGAGGAAGAUUUUUACACUAUGGUAAACGUGGAUGCUGUGGCAGCUGAACUGGGAAUACCCAAACUCACUGUGGACUUGAUUUACUCUUUUUGGCUGCUGAAACGUAAAAGCAACUUCAACAAACCACUGGUGCCUCCCAAAGAGGAGGAGCAGAAUGGCUUGUUACAACCCAAGGAGGACAGCAUCCACACAAGAAUGAGGAUGUUCAUGCACCUUAGACAAGAUUUAGAGAGAGUUAGGAAUCUGUGCUACAUGGUGAAUAGAAGAGAGAAGCUGAAGCUCUCACACAGCAAAAUCCAUGAACAAAUCUUCAAUCUUGAAGUACAACUUGUAAAUAAAGAGUUAGCUGCAGGGCAACCUUUAUCAAGUGCACUGGAAAAUACACUGUUCUACCCUCCUCCUAGAAUUACAUUAAAGUUAAAAAUGCCAAAAUGCACCCCAGCAGACUGUAAACACAGCUCUGUGAAAACUGGAAGCCGAUCAGGUCUUCUGAAAAAGAAUAAUAUUUCUUCUCAUAGUAGAAGUAGAGUUCUAAAGAAAGGGUCAUCUGAUCCUAGUUCCAAACACUAUACCAGGCAUGUCUCAGAGCAAAGAAGCAAUGGACUGCUCAAUGCGAAUAACUCUCGAACAGACACUCAGGCCCCAGGUUCCCAGCAAACAUCACGAUUUAGGAGCUCAGGUAAACCCUUGUCCCUUCAAGCUGUAAUCCAUGGACAAUCUUCAAAUGGAAGUGGAAAAGUUCAGCAUGAACAUUCAAAGUCAAAUAAAUCUAAUGGACUUUUGCAUUCUGGUGGGGACAAAUCCCAGAGAGACAACUCAAGCCAAACUUUUCUGAGUGAAGAGUCCUUAUGUCAUUUGACUAGCCAGAGUAGCUUUAGGAAAUCCAGUUUGGACCAUUUUAAUAGAUCAUUCAAAGAGGCAACAAAUAGCUUAGUUAGGACCAUGGAAGAUAUUCAAAGUUUUGAAAAACCUCAAAGGAGACAAUCUACAAAAGAUCGCUUGUGGAACAAACAGCCUCUUGAAUGUCCAUCAUCUGUGACUCCUUACCAAGAUAAUGAUGGCUAUUGUCCUGACCUUGAAUUAAGUGACUCAGAAGCUGAAAGUGAUGAGAAUAAGGACCACAUACGAGUACGGAGAGGCAACCCAAGUCACGAAAGCCCUAGCAGAGACUCAAAUAAAAACAGUCGAAGUAGAAGCAAAAAGAACAUGAUUCCACACAGUUCAGGUCAGAGGUGA